Microplitis mediator is the source of this 8000-nucleotide messenger RNA. RefSeq lists its product as uncharacterized. The transcript is spliced from 9 exons. Gene Ontology annotation, cellular component: nuclear body. Gene Ontology annotation, molecular function: transcription termination site sequence-specific DNA binding; helicase activity; protein binding. Bases 179 to 4681 code for a protein of 1500 amino acids. NCBI's taxonomy places the organism in Eukaryota, Metazoa, Arthropoda, Insecta, Hymenoptera, Braconidae. Gene Ontology annotation, biological process: termination of RNA polymerase II transcription. The record is from RefSeq and is a predicted model, not a curated record.
AGCUCAUUCAUUCUAAAACCUGGGAUUUUACUACACAUCAAAAAAGCUGUUUCAUUCUGGACAACAUUUUCCCCAGUGAUUUGUCUUCAGAUCGCAAAGGAUAUCGCACCAUAAAAUACUGACAAGUAAUAGUUUUGGUUUUUAGUUCAAAAAAAUUUGUUCAUUACAUCCAACAAUUAUGGUGAGCUUUUAUCUUCAACCUUUACUAGAUUCAAUAUCACCAAUUGUAUUUCCGGGUAUUACCGAAGGGUAUUUAUGCGGAAAUGCGGCUAUAAAUAAUAUCAUACUGCCUCAUAAUUCAGUGUCACGUAUCCACUGCAAUUUUCAAGUGUCACCAAGGAGUCUGUCGGUAGUAGAUCUUAAGAGCGCUAAUGGAACUUAUAUAAACGGUAAUAGAAUCAAGCCGCUAAUACCGAGAAAUAUUGCUGAAGGAGAUAUUAUUGGAAUAGCGAGUAAUAAAACUGAAAAUGUCGACACUGAUAAACCUUUUGUGUAUCGUCUUAAAAUCCACAUUUUGAAUGACAAUGAACAUGAUUGGAAGAGGAAAUUCGAUAGCGGGUUACAUCCAGGAGAGGAGAAAAAAGCUAGAAUUGAAAUUAACACCAACCUUCAACCAGAAAUUGAUGUAAAAGAUGACGACAACGAUGUCUGUGUAAUUGUCGAAAUACCUAAAGAAGAUGAUGAGAAUUUAAUGGGAAAUUCAGCUGAUAAAAAGAAAAUGAAAGCGCCAAUUAGGAAUCAACGCAAGGAGAUAGCGCAACAAAGCGCUCAAGAGAUGGAGAUAGAUGACAAUUAUAAAAGAUUUGAGCAAAACAAAAAAAAUGCUGAAGAGAGGAAUGAAAAAAAUGUCAAUAAAAAUCCCAAAGAAAAUACUAAACCUAUAGCAGCAAACCAAAGCGGUAGUUUAGAUAAAAAAACAAUUAUACAACCUAUUGCAUCUGACUCAUUAAAAUCUGAUGCUAUUGAUAAGGAUGUUACCGUUAAAAAUUUCAAAGAAAAUAUCAAACCGGAUGCGCCUAAUCAAAGCGGUACUUUAGAUAAGAAAACAAUUAUACAAUCUAUUGCAUCUACUUCACUAAAAUCUGAUGCUACUGAUAAGAAUGACAACAUAAAAAAUUUCAAAGAAAAUGAUAAACCGAAAUCGUCAAACCAAAGCGGUACUCUAGAUAAAAAAACAAUUAUACAAUCUGUUGCAUCUACUUCACUACAAUCUGAUGCUACUGAUAAGAAUGAUGUCAUUAAAAAUGAUAAACCAAAAUUGUCAAACCAUAAAUGUACUUCAGAUAAGAAAAAUAUCAUAAAAAGAAACAAUAAACCAAAUGCGUCAUACCAAAGCGGUAUUUUAGAUAAAAAAAUAACUAUACAAUCUAUUGCAUCUAACUCUCUAAAAUCUGAUGUUAUUGAUAUGGAGGAUGUCAUUAAAAAUUUCAAAGAAAAUGAUAAACAGAAUGCGGCAAACCAAAGCGGUGUUUUAGAUAUGGGAAAUAUAAAACCUAUUGCAUCUACUUCCUUUAAAUAUGACACUGAUGAUAAACAAUUUUCAAAUUCGCCCAAAAUUUCAAGAAAAAAUACUGAACCCAAAAGCAAAGAUAAAAUCUUAGGAAUUGGACAAAGAUCACACGCAAUCACUAAACCACCUACUUAUAAAAAAAUAACUUCAAAUGAAUGCCGUGAAAAUGAUCCGGAAUAUCUGCGAAAUAAAAUCGCAGAUUGGAACAAAUAUGUAGAGAGAAAAAGAAAGGAAUGGAAAAUUUAUUUAAAUGCUAAGCUACGCUCUAUCCCAGAGUCUAAAAGAAAUACCUUAGAAUCUAUUCUACUUAGACCUACAACUAAGAAUAGCCAGCCUCUAGUCUUACCUCACAUAAUUUCAAAUAAAAAUCUUGAACACCAAAGCAAAGAUAAGAACAUAUUAAGUGGAAACGCAUCAAUUGCUUUACUUAAUCUUCAACUAUUGUCUUUCGAUAAAAACCGUAAAAGUGUCCAACAAGAUAAGAGUAACAAAAUAAUAAAGGCAGAAAGUAAACAUCCAACUUUUGAAAAACAGGCCAGCAGACAAUCUAAAAUCGGCCCAGUUCUGUCAGCAGCAGCUGCUUCAAUACUAGCCGAUACAGGGAUCGAAAAAAAUUCCUUAGGAAAAUUUACUACUGAUCAUUCUCGCAGUCUUUCAAUUAACGAAAGGUCUCCAAUUAAUAGACAAGAUAAAAACAAUCAUGUAAAUGAACAGCAAAAAGUUGCUAGUAUUGGAAAGCAUAACGACAGUACCAUUGGUGCGCUUGCUAUUGUUUAUGAUUUGACAAAUAGCCGAUCAGAUUUACCCAAAUCCGCAUUCAAGGCAGCGGGAUUUUCCAAACCAAUAAAAAAAGUAAAAUUCUCCAAUAAUUUACCGACCAAAUCAACUGCACAGGAAGUGUCAAUGCCAUCAACAUCUUACGAUAAUGGUUUGAGCAUUCAAAUUCAAAAUAAUGUAAAAUCAACUCCCAAAAAACCUGAACUGACCAACCAUUCAUUAAAACUACCACUUGACUUCUUGGAGUUUAUUCUGAAGUGGGACCCUCAGUGGUUAGAUAGCAAGGAAUUCAGUCAGGAAAUUCGAAUCCAAUUACCAUUUCGAAGCGGCAAUACAGCUCAUCAGAAAAUGGAAAUGCAUUUAAGACCAAGUUUUAUAAAUUAUUACAGUAUGAUGUCGACAUUAAUUUUACAUGAAAUGUGGACUUGCAUCAUUAAAGCCAAGCGGAAGCCUUCUAUAUACGGAGUUAUUAAUUACGAAUCAACCACCAUAACACUAUAUGACUACAUUGACUAUUCGUUAACUGAAUUUGACAUUGACAUAGAACAGGUAGAAAAUGUAGAUUCUGGUGAUCUUGUGAUCUUGGCACUGACAUUAAGUGAUGGGAAAUCAAAGCUCCCAAUAUUUGCUUACAUAAAAGAUUGUAAAAAAAAAGUAUUGACACAAACAGCUCAUAAAGGACUUGAGGAUGUGGUCUUGGUGACUUACACACUGGUCACUAAACGAUUGCCACCAAAUAUUGUGUGCGAUGAAAGGUACAAAUUACAGUGCGUAUAUAACAUAAGCAUAUUUGUACACAUGAUUCAAGCUGUAAAAUCUUUACAAUCAUCACCACUGUUCCCAAUCAUUAAUCCUACUGUUGAAGAGGAAAUUUUUUCAUUACCAAAAAUACCCAUUUAUAAAUCAUACAAAUUUCUCACUGACAAUAAAUUGGAUGAAAAACAAAUGGAAACUAUUGUGCGCAUCACGAACGCAAUAGUUGGAGGCAGCCCCAAGGUUUGUUUGAUUGACGGACCACCGGGUACUGGAAAAUCGCACGUGAUUGUUAAUCUUGUGACAGAAAUAAUGGGCAGUUACAAGAGAUGUCAGAAGAAAGAACGCAUACUCAUUUGCACCCGGUCCAAUGCGGCUAUUGACUCAAUAACUGAAAAAUUAAUUGACAUUCGCAAUGAGCUAAAAGCAGCAAGUCCUCUUAAAGAAUGUCCAUUUAAAAUUGUACGGAUCGGAAGCGCUAAAUCGCUAACACACGAGAGUGUUAAGGAGGUUCUUGUUAGUAAAUUGAUGAGAGACACGAACAAGAGUUUCGCUGACAUUGUAAAUGAGGCGGAUAUUAUUGCUUGUACAUUAUCAUCUUGCUGGGCAUAUAGAAUGGAAUCAACGUUUGCCAGAGGUUUAGAAAAAGUUAAUGUGUGUAUUAUUGACGAUGCGAUGAUGAGUUGGGAACCAGAGUCACUGCUUCCGCUGAUGAUUGGCGUUAAGCAGUUGGUACUUGUAGGGGAUUCAAAUCAGCUGCCGAUUUCAAUUGCUUCCAAUGAAGUCAAAGAAUUUAAUCACCAUAAAUCGUUAUUUUCACGUCUUCAUGAAAAAUUUGAGCUUAAUAAAAAUAAUCCUAUUAUUACGCUAGACAACCAGUACCGAACAGCAAAAGAAAUAAUAGAUUGGCCUAAUAAAUUUUUUUAUAAUAACAAGUUACAUACUAACGUCUCUAUACCACAGAAAUGGCCAUUCCAAGAGUAUGGAGUAUUUGGUCAUGACUCUGAAGAAACGCUCAAGUUUUCUUGUAAUUCUUACAUCAAUCGUGGGGAGGCAAACUUUGUUUCUAAUCUCAUUUAUACAAUGAUAAUCCGUUCUGGAUUGGACGAAUUGGAUAAUAAAAUACGUAUCGGAGUUGUUACACCUUAUUACCAUCAGAAAGAACUAAUUGAUGAUUUAUUAACUGAAAGGGUGGGGAGAAUGGUGCAUGCGCUAAUUUUUAUCAUUUGUUUUCUCAUAAAAGAAAAGAACGACUUUCUUUCCUCUAAACAGGACAGGAAUUUAAACUUCCGGUACAGCAUUAAUGGUGAAAAGAUACCAGUUGAUGUUAAAAACAAAAUUGUGAUAAACGUUAAUACAACUGAUUGUUUUCAAGGACAAGAAUAUGACAUAAUAAUCAUGUCGUGCGUUAGAAGCAGCAAACUGGGACUUUUAUACGAUCAGCAACGACUGUGUCGGACUUUAACGCGUGCGAAAUAUUCAUUAUUCAUUUGCGGAAAUUUCAAAUUUAUUAAAACUGAUGAUGAUGCAACUUGGAGAAAUUUACUUGAAGAUGCACACAAUCGUGGUUUCUAUAAACACGUUAAUUAUGAAAUGACUACACGAGAUAUGAAAGAUUCUAAGAUAGUAAUGAAGAAUUGAAUUAUCUCUGAAACUGAGUAAACAAAACUAUAAAGAUAAAUAUAUUUUACAUUUAAUAUUACUGUACUCCUCUGUAAGUUACGAAAUUUGGGACCAUCGUACCAGUUCGAGGGGCAAUAAAAAUAUUAGUCUCGGUUGACUGGGAGCUAGGAAGGGUAUAUCGGUGUGAGGGAUCGUUAGUGUCCGUAAACGCAGAUGAAAAAAUUAUUAUAGUAACUUUUAUUUUUUCAAUUUUCGUCGUUCUUAUAAAUAAUUACUAUUCAAUUGAUUAUUAUUUACAUACUUCAAAAAAUAUUCAUAAAAAAAAAUUUAGAUAUUGGGCGAGUCCUCAAAUAUUUUUAAAAUAAACAUUAUACGAUCAGCUCAAGACUACGAUCAAAAAACUAAUUUUUUUUUCUUUGGUCAUAAUUGCGGAAAUUUUUUUACACUAAACUGUAAUUUUAACAGAUAAUAGAAAGUAACUUCUUUAAUUGAAAAAGAAAAUUAUUAAGCUUAAUUUAUUUUUAGCUGAGGUGUGAUCAUUUGUUUAAAGAAUAUUGCGCUCUACUUUAAAAUUCUCAACGAAAAAAUUAAAAUCUCUUAGGAGGGGUGUGAACUUUUUUCUCUAUCACAUUCAAGUCGACGAACGGUACCACCCUUGUUGCACUUGCGCAGCAAAUAAAAACUUCACAGUCCACGUUUUUCUCUUACAAAUGAAUAUUUUAAAAAAAUAAAAACGUGGAUGGCUAGAUUAUAGAGUAAUGUAUCGAGGACUCGUUCUUAAUUAUGCAUUUAGAUUUUUUUUUAGAUAAAAGCUAGGAAAAAAAAUUACUAUAGAGCCUCCUUAAUGACUUUUUAUUUUCAAACCAACUAGAUUAUAUAAUUGUUUCAUUUUUUUUUUAAAACUUGCCUAUAAUAAAUUUGAAAUAAAAAAAACCCAUUUACUAAAAUUUUAAAAUGACGACUGUAUUGCCCCGGAUAGGCCACGUGUCGAGUCACCGUAUUGCCCCUCAAUAUCUUAUAUGUUCAACUACUUGAUAUGGUACGACAAAUAUACACACAUACACACUAUGAAAUUCAAGCUAAGAGUUUCCGGUUGUUCGAAAUUUUUUUAUUUUUUUUAUUCAGGGUCAAGCAAAGGUCAAAAAAAUAAGAAAUUUCGUACACGGAAAAAAAUGAUUGACAAUAAUUGUAGUUCAACUUGUAAUUAUUUAUGUUAUGUUCAAUAACUAAUGUCGUUUCAAUCAGUAAAAUUAUGAUUGUAAUGUUCAGACUGCUAUAAUUAACAGUUAAUCGUUGAAAUAUUCUGAUUGACUAUUUAAAAUUACUACUUAAACCUUAAAAAACUACAAGACACUUGUCAAAAAAAUGCAUCUGUUGUUAAUUUCUUACGUUCUACUCCAUAAUAUUUACUAAUAUUCGGUCUAGGCGCGCUGUUGAUGAGAAUCUGAGUAUUAUUUACUGAUAUUUUCUUUCCAUGUAAUAGCGAGAGGUCGUAACUUAUAGAGGUUGUACUGCAUAUAUAUUUUUAAAGUAAAAACUUAUUAAUGUUAAAAACUAAAAUAAUUUUAAGAACAUAUCGAUAUAAAAAAAAUUUCAUUAAAUGAAAUGAAAAGUAUAGGUACAAAAAAAAAAUGAUAAUAAUAAUAAUAUUAUAAAAUGCACGGAAAAAAAUGAACUAUAUCCCUAGUAAUUAUCUUAGUCAAGAUUGUUAAAUCACAGUAUUUAUAGAUAUAAUAUUUCGCUGUAUUCUCCUUGACUUGCUCAAGAUUUGCUCCAGAAUUAAUCAGUAUUCUCACUAGGGAUAAAUUGAGAAACGAUGAGUAAAAUAAUGAUAAAGUGAUCAGUCAGUACUAUCAUUCUAUACUUAUUAAAAUUUAUUGUCUAUGCAGGAAUAAUUAAUAUUUGAAUUUUAAAAAUUGUAACUUCAAUAUUAAAAAUUUAUGAAACGUGUUAUGAAAUUCAUUGUUCAGAAUCUUAAAAUUUCUCAUAUUGAAUCCCACUAAUUUUUAAAGUUUAUUUUUUUCUGUGUGUCAAAGUAUUUAAUGGACCAACUAUUUUAUAUUAAUAUUUAAUGGCUAAAGAAGUAUAUCAUUAUAAUGAUCAUAUAUUUUUAAAUGUAUUUCUAUAUGUAAUUGUAUAAUAAUUACAUAUGUAAUUGAUAUAUAUUUUUCUUGAAUAAAUAUCUAUAUAAAUAUAUUUUUUAAUAAAAAUUAAAAAGUUAAGUGCAAAUAAUUGCGUAAGUAUGAAGAUGAUUUCAAAUUUUUUGUAAUAAGAUGAUGAUAGUAUAGAAAAGUAAAAUAUUAGAAGUUUAUAAAAAUUUUAAAAUGGGUACUGGAGCUUGGAAGUUUUAAAAUAAAAAAAAAUGUAGUAUUUAGAGAGCGUGAGAACAAGAUACAAAUUUAAAGUAGUAAGUCCAGGUUCAGAGAGACGCCGAGCGUCAUAAAAUACCGAGGGAGGCCUAAAAAAAUAUCCACCGGAAACUAAUAAAAUUUAAAGUAAAAACUUUUUCAUAAUUUAAAAUUUUUCUCUUUGACUUUAAAAUAAAUAUUAAUAGAUAAAUCGGUUGAUAAAAAUAAAAAUGAAAUGCAACGAGUGUGAGUGAAGCAGAUAUCAGACAAAUUUAAAAUUAUAAAUAAAUAGAAUAAAUACUUAAAUAAUAAUAUUUAUAAAAAAUUCACUUAUUGAUUUCGAAAUUUUUUAAAUGCGCAUUUUUUUUAAAAUUUUCUUUUAUUAAUUAUUUAAUCUAUUUAUUAAUAGUUUUAAAUAUGUCUGAUGUCUACAACAUCCACACUCAUAAAAUGCAAGUAAAAUUUAAUUAGUUGCCACGUUUUCGAAAAUUCUAAAUUCAUUGGUCUCCUAUUUCAUAUGAUUGUGAAUGUAGCAUGAGUGUGAGUGCAUUAGACAUUAAACAAAUUUAAAAUUAUAAAAAAAUCAAGUCAAUAAUUUUUAAAAAAAUAUUUAUAAAAAAUGCACUUAUUAAUUUCAAAAUUUUUUAAAUGCGAAUUUUUUUUUUUUUUUUAUUUUAUUAAUUAUUUACUCUAUCUAUUAAUAAUUUAAAAUUUGUCUGAUGUUUGCUACAUUCACACCCAUGAAUGUAGCAGACAAUUGUCAAUUUUUUUUAAUUUUAUAAUAAAUGAGUAAAAUAAAAAAUGUAAGUAGAGUAAAAAUUAAAAAACGCAUAUAUAAAUGCAAAAUCCGCAUGUGCAUUUUUUAAAAUUUCAUUAUUUUAAUUAAUUAAUUUAUUUAAUUCAAAUUUAUAAAUUGUCUGAUGUCUGCUACUUUCACACUCAUCUAUUUCAUUCAAAUUUCUGAAAAUAUUUUUUAUUAUAAAUUUACU